AUGACCGCCGAGUUCAUCUCUCAGCUGCGUCGCUAUGCAGAGGAGGCCGUGAAUGCCGCGAGGGCUGACCUGGAAGUCAACCUGCGGCGACACACGAGCCAGGGACCCAUGGUGUUGGACGUGGCCCUGCCGGGCGCCGCCUACUUCUCGGUGGCUGCGGGUGGCAUGGCGGACGUCUUGCACUUCUUGAGGCGGUUUGUGCAGGUGGAUCGCUUCGUCGGGGCCAGCGGCGGAGCAUGUAGCCUCUUCCUGAUCCUGGCGAAUGACAAGUCUCUUCAACCAGGCAGAGCCGGUGUGUGCCCGGAUGCGGAAGAGUUAAUCCGCUCCUAUCUGAUGUAUGCGGAGUCUGAGGGUACAGGCAGCUUGUCCAGGUGGUGGAAUGCCAGUCGACAAAUCUUUGCAGGAGUGUCGAACUUUUGGGAAAGAAGAUAUGAAGAGCUUUUGCAAGAUGAGCGAGCUUGGACUGCGGUUCGUCAGCGAGCCUUCUGCGCGGUUUCUGCGCGCCCGAUGCGGCAAAAUCUGUUUGGCAGUCCAAGCCAGUCUGACGAUCGUUUUCAUUGCGCGGCUGACAACUACAUCAUGCAUUCCUUUACCAGCCACAAAGAGGUAGUUCAAUCUUUUGUGGCCACUGGCGAAGCUACCAUCAAAGGAUUUGCCAUGGGCAUCCCGAUCUCCGGCGAGGACUGGGCCCUCGCCGCCGCCGAGUCCGGCGCCGCCGGCGCGGGCUCGGCGGCCCGGGUGAAGCUGCCGGCCAGCUUCUGUGACGGAGGUCAUCCAGUCACCUUCAACUCAGCGCUUUGUCCGGAAAAUGCGGCUGAGCGACAGCGCAACUUCCUGCUGUACUACGCCACCUGGUUCGAGAACGCUUCUGAUUGCCUUCUCUGUAGCCCCGAAAGCAUUGAACGGCUUUACAAACGCGGAGUGGACCGCACCAUCGCUUGCUUGCUCAGUCCUUCUUUGAUGUCUCCGGCCGAGUCUGGCUCGGAUUCCAAGGACAAAAUGAUCAUCAUCGCUCCGGAUGCCGAUUUGGACGAGGAGCUGGGCAAGCUGGGCAAGCCGGGGAUCCUGAAGGGUGGAACUUUUGUGGACCUCUCGCGCAAGGAGCUGCGGCCAGCGAAGGCUCGAUAG
Messenger RNA from Effrenium voratum, 1128 nucleotides. Lineage: Eukaryota; Dinophyceae; Suessiales; Symbiodiniaceae. The record is from the annotation of a GenBank genome assembly.